CCGCGAACGUGACGUCACAGGCUUGUCAGCACCUAUCGCGGGGCGGUACGCGGUGAAACAGCUAAGCUAAAAUAUGUAAUCCUCGAAGAACCUGACUCUGGUUUUUCCUUUCUCUUGGUUACAUUAUUGUUAUCGGCGUCGACAUACAUGGUGACGAGUAACUAGAAUUUAAAAAGACAAAUUUUCAGCUGGGUUUGUGUCAGUCAGCUGAAGAAGAAUGGAAGCUGUGAACGCGUUCAACACGGAGUUGUUCUCCAUGAUUGACAUGAAGCCGCCGAUAUCUCGAGCUAAGAUGAUGUCUGUCACCAAGUCAGCCAUCAAAGCCAUCAAGCUCUACAAGCACGUCGUCCAGAUUGUUGAAAAGUUCAUCAAGAGGUGCAAACCCGAGCUAAAGGUGCCCGGCUUGUACGUGGUGGACUCCAUUGUUCGCCAGUCGCGUCAUCAGUUUGGCGUGGACAAGGACGUCUUCGGGCCGCGCUUUGUGAAGAACUUUACAGACACCUUCCAGAAUCUUUACCAAUGCCCAGAGGAUGAUAAGAGCAAAAUUGUCCGCGUGUUGAACCUGUGGCAGAAGAACGGUGUGUUUGACUUGGACAUCAUUCAGCCGCUGAUGGACAUGGCUAAUGGCCUCCUGUUACCCGCACCUUCAGUUGAAGCUUCCACAGAUCCACAGCCUCCUCCCAUGGCAGCGGCCCCUGUCGUGCCAACUUCAUCACAGAUGCCCACUUCCGAUGCCUUAGCCGCGGUGGCCCAGCUGUUCCAGUCCCCGCAUGGUCAGGAGCUCCAGAGGAUGCUUCAGAACUUGCAGCAGGCAGAAAAGACCCACACGGCCAAUAAUGCAAACGAGCCAAAUACUCACCAGGUGAAUUUGGCCCACCCCGAAAUGCUUCGUGCGCACACAGAAGAAAGGAGCACCCUCGCUGAGAAACUGCUAGACCGGUUUGACUACGAUGACGAACCUGAGGAUGUAGCAACAGAAGACACAGCAGGCUCUUUAGGCAACCCUGAACAGAUGCACAACAUGGAGACGAUUCAUCCACUUCCAAUGGAACAGAAUGCAAGCAGCCUUGAGUAUGGUGGAGCGGUGAGUCAUGCAGAGCAACACAUGCUGCCAGACGGAUACCAUUCCACAAAUGACGUGCAGAACUCCAAAUCACAAGAGGCUUCAAGGGAGGAUCCAUCUCUUCAUAGAGAGGGCCGACAUGGAGCCUAUGGCAGGAGAAGAUCUGGUUCCAAAUCUCCAAGGAGAAGACGGUCACGCUCGUCGUCGCGCACGAGAAGGCCCAAGCACAGGCGCUCCAGAUCGCGCUCGAGAGAGAACCGCUGGCGCUCCCAUUCGCAGGACAGAAACGAGCGAGAGCGUGAUCGAGAGCGGCGGCAGAAGGGUCUCCCGAGCUUCAAGAGCCAGACGCUCAGUGUGUGCAGCACAACACUGUGGGUUGGUCAGCUGGACAAGAAAACCCAGCAGUCGGAUGUCAUGUCCCUUCUAGAGGAGUUUGGCCAGAUUGAGUCCAUCAACAUGAUUCCCCCGAGAGGUUGUGCCUACAUUGUGAUGGUCCACAGACUUGAUGCCUACACAGCCUUGAGCAAGCUCAGUCGUGGCUCGUACAAAGUCAAUGGGAAGCCUGUAAAGAUUGCGUGGGCUUUGAACAAAGGCAUAAAGGUAGCACACAAAAAGUUCUGGGACGUGGAGCAAGGAGUCACCUACAUCCCCUGGACCAAAGUGAAAGCCGAAGAGCUGGACAGCUACCGAGCAGGCGGAAUGCUGGACCUGGACACGCUAAGUGAAGAGUGGAAAAGCAUUCUGGACCUCAACAAGCAGCUAACGGCAGCGCCUGUGAAUGGCUUGUUGGAAAGCGUGCCGGCAGGUGGGAGCGUCGAGGCUCAGAUUCAGUCUGGCAUCCAGUAUGCCCCAACCACAGACAAGGGCUGAGGCUGCCUCAUUGAGUAGAGCUCACAGAGGACGCUCCAAAGAUGAUUACAUUUGGAUUCACUGGUUAUCUUUUUGAUGAAAUUUGGAAAAAGACAAGAGCAGCAUGCAGAGGUUGCGACUCAAAGAUAAAAAAGACAACUUCGACGAGGUCCAUCUUUCAGAUGCAGGUAAGCUAUCCAGUUUAGCUUCACAGUUUAGCUCACCAAUAGCUGAUCACAGGUUAACUAAACUUCACCUCAGUUUAUGCAUUUAAGUGAAAAGACAAAGUUGUUGACAGUACAUUACGAAACAGAUUUAAAAUGUUAGCAUAGACGCAUACAUAGACUGACCCUUGAGGGGCUCUUCUGGUAGCAGCGUGUCAACCAUAUUGGGUGUUGCAGGGACGCGCGGGAACUAAUGCAAGUAAACUGACUGAACUUCAUAAAGCGACAACCUACAAAGUACAGUUAAUACGUUAAUGCCUCUCAUUCACCCAUUUACUCACACAAACUUGUAUAUCUGGGAAACAGAGUGGCACCAAAAACAUGUUUUUAAAUCUGACCAUAACAUUUACUCCACCUGCAGUAUAUUUCAAUAUUUAUGAGCACAGUAACGGUGUUAGAUAUAUUGGUAGCUUUAAACACUCAUGCAAUUCUUGGGGGGGGGGGGAACGUAUUCUACUAAAUAUUAAGAAAGAUGUAGUUGGCCAUAAAAUGUUAUUUUUUUGUGUGCAUGUAUUUUUAGAGGUGCAAAUGUACUUUUUGUGUAAUGAUCAUUGACAAAUUGUAUCACUGCAGUAUAUGUUGUGACUGCGCAAUAUUGUGACUUAUGACUUGCUUGAAGCAAGUAAUGACAUUUGGUGGUGACUUUUUUGGGGGAGGAGGGCUUGCUUGAGACUUGCUUGUGACUUGUACAUCUGUGACUUACUCCCACCUCUGCAAGAUACCACCACCAAUUUGCUCCUUUAUUUGGGUACUAUGUCCAUGUUUCAAGAACUGAAGGCAGACGUGCAAACCAGUCAGCUGCUGAAAGUUUAAAAAAAAUAGAACUUUGUCAAAAUUUACGUUUACUAGCAUUUAAAAAAAUAAUAUUAAUUAAAGCCUUUUAUGCAGUUUAACCAGCGGAAUGUUGGUGUGCAGUUCAUUUGAUCAGAUAAAUUCUCAGAUUUUGUCAACAAAUAUAUCAGCCCUCAAGAGUAUGUGUAAAUUGCAUCAACGAAAAUGUAUUAGCAAAAGUGAAUAGGUGAUGUUUGAAGCCCUCGGCGAUGUAGAAAAGUCAUUCGCUGGAUAUUGUUCGCCAUCUUUACGUGUCAAUUAAUCCUGCAUCCACUAUCUGGAUUUGCACUCUGAUUUCACGGUGUCUUCCUUGGCCCAUGCUACGCCUCUCCACACAGUUAAGUGGAAAUCUGCUCUUUUGGAUUCAAACAGGUAAUGCACACACGAAAAACCCAGAACAAAAAACUUUUAAAUGGCACUCAGGAAGAGUCCAAACCUCCGCCAAGCCCACAAUUAUCCCAAUUUGGAUUAGUUCCAUAUUGUAUACUUUUAUAGAUAUUUUUGUCAUUAUAUUCCUGUAAUUCACUAAGACUUUGAUUUAUUGCAUGAAAGUUAAAAAAAAUAAAAAUAAAUAAAAUUUCACUCACAUUCGCAUCUAUGGAAAAUUUAGUCUUGAAUGAAUCUUACAUGCAUUUUUUUGAAUGGAGGAACCCAGAGUAUACAGAGAACAUGCAACCUCCACACAGGAAGACUGGAGCUGGAAUUCGAAAUCCAGAACUAUGAGGCAGACAUGCAAGCCAGUCAGCUGCUGAAAGUUUAAAAAAUAAAACUUCUAGUCGAUUUCAGCAACUAACAUUUCGGAGAGGAAACCUGAUGAGACGAGCACAGGUCGGACAUCACAAUUGUGUCCCCGUCGCAUGAACUGGCACGUCAAUCAAACAUGAUGUUCCGCCAUUAGCAGCGGCAGCACAGAGGAGGCUGGAAAGCACUAAUGGUAAGAGAAUGACGGUGUUUGUUGGGAUGUCAUGAAUUCGUUUUGCCAAGCUACAAAUUGGCAGUGGUUCCCAAUCAACAUCCGUUGUGGAGACGGGAGCAAAAUGUAAUGAGUGGGCGUGGCUGUUGCCAAGAAGCAGUUUUAGCAUAACUGGGCAAUGUGUUAAGAACAAAUAUUACUGAAGGCUGUGCCUUAAAUUUUCAUUCGUCUCCAGCCUAGCAAGACAAACUGGCGCUUGCUUUUCAAGUUAGCCCCUCUACUUGUUCUGAUUUUACCCUCACGGAUCAGCUGACACCCAACCUU
Molecule: messenger RNA, 4204 nt
Organism: Phycodurus eques (leafy seadragon)
Lineage: Eukaryota; Metazoa; Chordata; Actinopteri; Syngnathiformes; Syngnathidae
Gene: scaf4b
Product: SR-related CTD-associated factor 4b
Exons: 17
Coding region: 218-1933 (571 amino acids)
Biological process (GO): negative regulation of termination of RNA polymerase II transcription, poly(A)-coupled
Cellular component (GO): nucleus
Molecular function (GO): RNA polymerase II C-terminal domain phosphoserine binding; RNA binding
Source: RefSeq, a predicted model, not a curated record